UUAGCCCCCAGCAUCCCUCAUUCUCUCUGACCACCCCCUCCACAGGAUCAGCAGUAAUUGUCUCCAGUACAGCUAGACUUAUACUAAUCAUGGAUAAUAAGAAUAUGGCUCCCUUUCCAGAAAUGGAGAACCAUGUGGACGUCACAAGCCUCCCAGUUGUCUCAAAACAGUCUGGUUUGAGCACAGAAAAUUCCAAUGGUAACGACACCGAAGAUUUACCUCCAUCAUACUCUACCCUUAACCUGUAUAAUGAAAAAGUUGAAGAAGAGAAAGAGUUUGAUCCGUGGGAUAUGCCAGAAUUGAAGGACACAGGAAUGAAGUGGUCAGAAAUGAAUACAAAGCAACGUAUAGUAUCGGUGUUACUGGGGAUCACAAAGUUUAUUCUCUUGAUUGCGUUGCUCUAUUUCUUUGUUUGCUCAUUGGAUGUUUUGAGCUCCGCUUUCCAGUUAGUUGGAGGAAAAGCCGCAGGAGACAUUUUUAAGAACCACUCUGUGUUGUCCAAUCCCGUCGCUGGCCUUGUUAUUGGCGUGUUGGUGACUGUCCUGGUACAAAGCUCCAGUACUUCCACUUCAAUAGUGGUCAGCAUGGUUUCCUCUGGGAUUUUAACAGUCAGAACAGCCAUUCCGAUCAUUAUGGGAGCCAACAUUGGUACUUCUGUCACAAAUACCAUCGUAGCUUUAAUGCAAUCUGGAGAUCGCAAUGAGUUUAGAAGGGCAUUUGCUGGCGCCACUGUCCACGAUUUUUUCAACUGGCUUUCCGUGCUCAUUCUGUUGCCAAUAGAAGUGGCUUCAGGGUAUUUGUACCACCUCACCAAUGCUAUCGUCACGUCAUUCAACAUCCAAACAGGAGAGAAUGCCCCGGACAUGCUUAAAGUUAUCACAGAGCCUCUCACUAAAGGAAUCAUUCAGCUUGAUAAAAAGGUUAUAGAAGAUAUUGCAGCAGGGAACGAAGCAGCACAAAACAAAAGUCUGAUUAAGAGUGUUUGCGGCUAUACGAAUGAAAGUUUGUCGAUGGAUGUGAAUUGCACAUUCAGCAACUGCAUGGCUCCAAUAAAGUGCUCACACUUAUUUGCAAACACCAGUCUACCAGAUCUGGCUGUGGGGCUAAUACUGCUGGCGUUGUCUCUGUUCGUCCUGUGCUUGUGUCUCAUAUUGAUUGUCAAGCUUCUGAAUUCCAUGCUCAAAGGACAAGUAUCCGUUGUCAUUAAGAAGAUCCUCAACACAGAUUUUCCCUUCCCAUUCUCCUGGUUAACUGGAUACCUGGCUAUGUUAGUUGGUGCUGGAAUGACAUUUAUUGUUCAGAGUAGUUCUGUUUUUACCUCUGCGUUAACUCCCCUUAUAGGAAUUGGAGUUAUCAGUAUAGAAAGAGCUUAUCCACUGACUCUUGGUUCUAAUAUUGGAACAACAACUACUGCUCUACUAGCUGCCCUGGCCAGUUCGGGUGCAACAUUACAAAAUUCCGUGCAGAUUGCGUUAUGUCAUUUCUUCUUCAAUAUAUCUGGUAUCCUUAUUUGGUAUCCCAUCCCUUUCAUGCGCAUUCCUAUUCGAUUAGCUAAAGGACUGGGUGACAAGACUGCCAAAUACAGAUGGUUUGCUGUCGUCUAUCUAAUCUUGUGCUUCUUCUUGUUGCCAUUGCUGGUAUUUGGCUUAUCAAUUGCAGGAUGGCAGGUCCUAGUAGGAGUUGCUGUACCAAUUGUGUUUGUCAUUAUUGUAGCAAUUGUGGUCAACCUUAUGCAAAAAAAAUGUCCACGAUUUCUGCCCAACUUCUUAAAAACAUGGGAAUUUUUGCCCAAAUGGAUGCACUCGAUGAAGCCCUGGGACUCCUGGAUGCGUGUCAGCUCAGUGUUCUGUGGGCGAUAUCUCUGCUGUUGCUGUAAAAAAUGUAAAUGCUGUAAGUGUUGCCAAGACAAGAAGGAUGAAGAAUGUUCAGACGAUAAUCCCCAAAAAAUUGAAGGUCAUGAUAAUGUUGUCGAUCUUACGGAUGAAUUCUCAAGUUCUUCAAACCAAGAGCAAGCAAAGUCUCAGGAUCUCACAACAUUUUAAAUAGACAUUGAUCAUUGCUCUCCCAGUUAAAAAAACUGUGUAGUAAGACUUGUUUUCUGUGCGGAAUCUAUCUUUUCAUUCAAAGAACUUUAAAUAACAUCUUCUGAAAAUAAUGACCUUUCCACCGCAAUGAAAAUAGGUGUGUUCUUUCAGACAUUGUGUCAUUAGUCAAUGAAACAGAUAGGAAUACUUAUGACUGUAAGAAAGUCUCUUUGUCUACUUAUGCCUGGUGCAUGUGUCCCUUUAUUGAAUUUCAGGGUGCCAGAGAUAUAGGAACUGAACAGUUUUAUAAAGAGGAAAAAACCUUACUUUAAUCUAUAUUUAGUCACUCGUAUCCAUAUUUGUAUCUAAAAGUGAAACUGUUCGUAUAGUGCUCAUAUGAAGCUUAAAGAAAAAUAAAUAACUAAAUACAAUAAAAAACAACAUAUUGCACUGUAAAAAUUUAAAAUUUUAUUGUGUUUAUAAAAAUCCCUUGCCUUUGAUAACUAGACUAUAGCACGGACAUAUAUUCCCUGCAUAUAGCCUGUAGUGAAGGCGUGAACAACUAUGUACCUAGCCCAGCAUAUUGACUUGCCAGUAUCAGUAAAGAACUCUGUCUUAAAGAAGUAAAGGCUCUGUAAAUCUUCACACCUCCAUACUUGUCUGGACUCAUUAGAAACAGUAAACCAAUAGAAAUGACCAUACCUGAUUUUAUUAAACUUCCAAAAGAAAGAAAAUGCUCAUAAAAAAAAAAA
Pelobates fuscus (common spadefoot toad) is the source of this 2776-nucleotide messenger RNA. It is a transcript of the gene SLC34A2, whose product is annotated as solute carrier family 34 member 2. Bases 90 to 2042 code for a protein of 650 amino acids. Gene Ontology annotation, molecular function: sodium:phosphate symporter activity. The transcript is spliced from 14 exons. Lineage: Eukaryota; Metazoa; Chordata; Amphibia; Anura; Pelobatidae. Gene Ontology annotation, biological process: intracellular phosphate ion homeostasis; sodium-dependent phosphate transport. The record is from RefSeq and is a predicted model, not a curated record. Gene Ontology annotation, cellular component: apical plasma membrane; vesicle; brush border.